Molecule: messenger RNA, 677 nt
Organism: Styela clava
Lineage: Eukaryota; Metazoa; Chordata; Ascidiacea; Stolidobranchia; Styelidae
Source: RefSeq, a predicted model, not a curated record
UCAAAAGGGAACAUAAUUUAGUUUUGCAUGGGAUAUGGCUGAAAAUAUGUCCAUGCGUACUGCGUAGUCUACAUCGCGGACUUGCUUUUUGCCUGUUGUCGAGUUUGCUGAUUACAGAAUUAUGGUGGGAUAUACAAAAUUCAAUAGGCCUAUCGAUGCUGCCUACAAAAACUUCAGCAAACGUAAGAGAGUAAUGAAACAGGUGAAAAAGAAAAAUAAAGGUGUCAAAAUCAUUCCAGUAGCUGAUCCAGAACUAAUAACUUCACAUAUUUUAAAGAAACGGGGGACAAAUCCGAGAGCUAAUAUCACUUUAUCAGGAAAAAAGAGAAAUAAGAUUUUGAAAAGAUUACGUAGAAAAGAAACGGAAGGAAUGAAAAUGCAAGUUGAACCAACAGUCACAAGAAAAGGUAGAAAAGUGAAAAAGAGUGCAAAAGCAGAAGAAACUCAGAAGAAUAAACAAACUGAAAGUUUUAUAAAUGAUGUGGAAAUGAAAGAAUAGUUUAAAUUCAAUCAUAAAAAGAUUUUUUAAAGUGACAAUACUGGAUACAAAACUAUUUGGAAAUAUUCUGCAUUAAAUAUUCUCUUGUUCGCUAUACACUAUAGCAAUACAGGUGUCUGUCUCACUGCUCUCUGGCAACCUGGAAUGAAUUAAAGUAAAAUUAUGUGUUAUGAAUCAC